UUCAAACAACAUAAGUAAUCAAUAAUAAUGUUUUUAAUUACGUACGUCUAGAUAAAGAAAUAAGUAUUAAAACUUACUUUCUAGUUCUGGGUUUUUAGAAGCUCCGGGAUUGGAAGAAUUCCAAUUUUCAAUCGGAUCUGAAAUAAUUAACAAAAGUUGCAAUUAAUUUUUAACACACAAAUUAAAAUAAUUAUAAAUAAUAUUUAAUACAUAGAUAUACUUACUCUCUUUCAAUUCCGCCUGCUUUUUACAUUUUAAGAUAUGAUGCCCCAUCCGCGUACGUUUCACUAGGUGAGUUUUUACAAAAGGACACACUGCCAAGUCAGUAUUCAUUUUGUUAACUAUUCGACAAUGAUUAUUUUACAACAGUUUAUAUAAUGCAGAAAUUAAUUAUUGAUUCCCACCUCUACUGCAGCCAUUGUACAAUGUAGUUUGCUUGAGAGCGUUGAGACCACAUUCCAUACAUAUUUCUAUGUCUGCAAAAGCAACUUGCAGCGAAACAAAGAAACCGGUCUUGUAGCACCUGGUGAUGCAGUUUAUCGAUGCAACAUUCCAUUCGAACAAAGAAACAGGUAAAGUAGCGUGGGUUACCACCUCCAACUGUUAGUCGGCGUGGGUACAAGUUCCACAUUGCCUGUUAGUAUAAAUAUCAUACCCCGCCUUUACUGUUCAGUUUAUAUCUACAAGUUUACGCAGUGCAAACAAUGGCAGACAAUCCAAAAAACGUAUUAAGUUUAAAACAUCGCGAAAGUGAUGACGAAUUGACCGAUGACGAAUGGGUGCCAUCGUUCGAUCGGAGAGUGGACCAAAAUUUUAUUACCAACCGGGCCAACCAAGCAGUGCAGGAAAUAAUUAUUUUGAGCGACACAGUUUCCUCCGACAGAACCAUACGCCAGGAUAUAUCAGUGUCUUCGUUGCAAACAUCCAUCGUCGAGGGGCCUUUGGCAGCCUCUCCGCAGAAAAAGCGUGCUGGGAGCCCGAUUUUAGCGUCCAGCAGCACUUCGGUGGUACGCUCUAGCGACGAGGGACCUUCGGCAGCAUCUCCUCCGAAAAAGCGUGCUACGACUCCGAUCUUGGCAUCUAGCAGCACUUCGAUGGAGCGCUCCAUCGACGAGGGAACUUCACCACAAUUCCCAAAAAAUCGUGUUGAAAUCUUGGCCUCCAGCAGCACAUUGAUGGUACGCCCCGUCGACGAUGAGGGUCCAACCUUCCGCCCAACGAUCACAUCAACUCCAGGACGAAAUGACGGGCUGGAUGAUGUUGUUGAGUCGAUACGGGCGAAAGCGGCCCUACAACACAUCCAGCUUGAAGAGUUCAAAAACAUCUGGUACGGCGAUUUUAAACAGUACGUGAGGCGAAAAGAAGCCGAGGUUAUUAACGAGGUGAGAUUUAGAAGACAAACAGCUAUGCAAAAUUUAGAGAAAAUUAACGACUAUCGCAAAGUACUGGAUGAAAUCGCCGAGGAGUUGACGGUAGACAUUAACAAUAUGAAUGCCACCAUGGCAUAUAUGGAUGGUUUUGCGGAAGGGUUACCAGAGAAGAUGUUCAACUUACCGAAUGCUCCUCGACCCCGACCUCCCUCGGAUUGACUGAACGUGAUAGACUUUUUAAUGUUAGUGU
Molecule: messenger RNA, 1620 nt
Organism: Anoplophora glabripennis (Asian longhorned beetle)
Lineage: Eukaryota; Metazoa; Arthropoda; Insecta; Coleoptera; Cerambycidae
Exons: 2
Coding region: 705-1589 (294 amino acids)
Source: RefSeq, a predicted model, not a curated record